Messenger RNA from Myotis davidii, 2895 nucleotides. RefSeq names its product mbt domain containing 1 (gene MBTD1). The record is from RefSeq and is a predicted model, not a curated record. The transcript is spliced from 19 exons. Gene Ontology annotation, biological process: regulation of DNA-templated transcription. The coding region runs from base 581 to 2665 and encodes 694 amino acids. Lineage: Eukaryota; Metazoa; Chordata; Mammalia; Chiroptera; Vespertilionidae. Gene Ontology annotation, cellular component: nucleus. Gene Ontology annotation, molecular function: zinc ion binding.
CCGGAAGGAGCAUGCGCAGCCGGCUGGCACGUGACCACCACUCUCGCCCGACGUAACGCCCACUCCCCGCACGAGCCCCUCCCGUGUGGGAGUUCCUCGGGGAGGAACAAUCUUCCGGGUGGAGGGGGAGGCGGCGUGACUGGAGUGGAAAAUUUUUUUCCGACACAACUUAGCAGCGGCCACUGAUUGAAAGGAGCACGAGGAAGCCAGAGUGUGAACUCAGAUGACGGCAUGAAACGUUUCCUCUUCCUCCUGACUUUUUAGCCGCGCCACUUAACGCGAGCCCCUACUGUAUUUUCCACCCCUCCGUCUUGGUACGGCCCUUGGAAUACGGAGCCUGCCGAGGGUCCCACGCUGGACGCGAGCGAGGAGGAGUCAGAAGGGACGUUAGAGGUCACCCCAAGCCGCCGCCCCCUCUGCAGCCUCUGACAAGUGCUUUUCAGGUUCAUACUUAAGGAUUCAUAGCUUUCUUCUGAAGAACUGAAAGUCCAUUCAUGUGAAUUAUUUAUUUUAUCAUACAUCCUUUCUGUGUGAUUGAACAUUUUCAUGAUCCCAAAGGAAAAGAAGAGACUCAUUCGGGAUGUUUGACGGUUAUGAUAGCUGCAGUGAGGACACAAGUAGCAGCUCCAGCUCUGAGGAGAGUGAAGAGGAAGUUGCUCCUUUACCUUCUAAUCUCCCAAUUAUCAAAAACAAUGGACAAGUCUACACAUACCCAGAUGGCAAAUCUGGCAUGGCUACCUGUGAAAUGUGUGGGAUGGUUGGUGUGCGAGAUGCUUUUUACUCCAAAACAAAGCGUUUCUGCAGUGUUUCGUGUUCAAGAAGUUAUUCGUCUAAUUCCAAGAAGGCAAGCAUUUUGGCCAGACUUCAGGUAACGGGUAAGCCUCCAACAAAGAAAGCAAAAGUUCUUCAGAAACAACCUUUAGUUGCUAAACUAGCCGCAUAUGCUCAGUAUCAAGCUACCUUGCAAAAUCAAGCAAAGACUAAAGCAGUAGUCUCCAUGGAAGGUUUCAGCUGGGGUAACUACAUCAAUAGCAAUAGCUUUAUAGCAGCUCCAGUUACCUGCUUUAAACAUGCACCUAUGGGGACCUGCUGGGGUGAUAUCUCAGAAAAUGUGAGAGUAGAAGUUCCCAAUACAGACUGCAGCCUGCCUACCAAAGUCUUCUGGAUUGCUGGGAUUGUAAAAUUAGCAGGUUACAAUGCCCUUUUAAGAUAUGAAGGAUUUGAAAACGACUCUGCUCUGGACUUCUGGUGCAAUAUCUGUAGCUCUGAUAUCCGUCCAGUUGGCUGGUGUGCAGCCAGUGGGAAGCCUCUUGUCCCUCCUAGAACUAUUCAUCAUAAGUAUACGAACUGGAAAGCUUUUCUAGUGAAACGACUUACUGGUGCCAAAACACUUCCUCCCGACUUCUCACAAAAGGUUUCAGAAAGUAUGCAGUAUCCUUUCAAACCUUGCAUGAGAGUAGAAGUGGUUGACAAGAGACAUUUGUGUCGAACACGAGUAGCAGUGGUGGAAAGUGUAAUUGGAGGACGAUUAAGACUAGUGUAUGAAGACAGCGAAGAUAAAACAGAUGACUUCUGGUGCCAUAUGCACAGCUCACUGAUCCAUCAUAUUGGCUGGUCUCGAAGCAUAGGCCAUCGAUUCAAAAGAUCUGAUAUUACAAAGAAACAGGAUGGACAUUUUGAUACACCACCACAUUUAUUUGCUAAGGUAAAAGAAGUGGACCAGAGUGGGGAAUGGUUCAAGGAAGGAAUGAAAUUGGAAGCUAUAGACCCAUUAAAUCUUUCCACAAUAUGUGUGGCAACCAUUAGAAAGGUGCUGGCUGACGGAUUCCUAAUGAUUGGGAUCGAUGGCUCAGAAGCAGCAGAUGGAUCUGACUGGUUCUGUUAUCAUGCAACCUCCCCUUCUAUUUUCCCUGUUGGUUUCUGUGAAAUUAACAUGAUUGAACUUACUCCACCUAGAGGUUACACUAAACUUCCUUUUAAAUGGUUUGACUACCUCAGGGAAACUGGCUCCAUUGCAGCACCAGUAAAACUAUUUAAUAAGGAUGUUCCAAAUCACGGAUUUCGUGUCGGAAUGAAGUUAGAAGCAGUAGAUCUCAUGGAGCCACGUUUAAUAUGUGUAGCCACAGUAACUCGAAUCAUUCAUCGCCUCUUGAGGAUACACUUUGAUGGAUGGGAAGAAGAAUAUGACCAGUGGGUAGACUGUGAGUCUCCUGACCUCUAUCCUGUAGGGUGGUGUCAAUUAACUGGAUAUCAACUACAGCCUCCCGCAUCACAGUCGACAAGAGAAAGCCAAUCAGGUUCAUCAAAACAGAAGAAAAAGGCUAAGUCCCAGCAAUACAAAGGACAUAAGAAAAAGAGGAAGAUGCCAAUUGGGAAGAAGCCUGUCAGUUUGUCGAGCCUGCCCAUGACAGGUGGGGUGCGGAGGAGCUUCUCUGGUGACGAAGAGUUGACUCCUCCUCCAUAUCGAACCCUGCCAGCACAGACAGCCCUGGAGGCCUUCCCACCUCCCAGCACUAGCCAAGAGUUCAGUCCCAGCCUCAAAACAGUGACUCCAUUGCAGCUGAAGGAGGAGUUGAUAGAUGGAGAGGACUACAGUUUCCUGCAAGGAGCAUCUGACCCGGAAAGCAAUGGCUCUGCCAACUUCUACAUCAAGCAAGAGCCCUGAGGGGCUCAGGAACGGAGGGUGGGAGGGAAGUUUCCACGGGACUGAUUGUAGUCCACCCAGCUGUACGCGGGGCUGUUCUACUGGGACAUUUUGCUAAACAGAAAAUUUCAGUUCCAGAUUUUUCAGGUGCGUGGGGAAACUAUUUUAGUCGUGGGGGGAAAUUUUUCAAUUUAUAAAGAUGGACAAUUUUUGUGUUGUAUUUGAAGCUUUUGAAAGAAUUUUGUAAUAUU